This is a messenger RNA of Drosophila busckii, 3499 nucleotides long. RefSeq names its product axonemal 84 kDa protein. The transcript is spliced from 11 exons. The coding region runs from base 155 to 3499 and encodes 1114 amino acids. The record is from RefSeq and is a predicted model, not a curated record. Lineage: Eukaryota; Metazoa; Arthropoda; Insecta; Diptera; Drosophilidae. Gene Ontology annotation, molecular function: microtubule binding; beta-tubulin binding.
GUCAACGGAAUCGAAGGAAACGAAGAUAGAGAGUAGCAAUGGUAUGGACAUUGUGCAUCAAAUUGUCUGCAUAAUUAAUAAUGUUUAAUUGCAGCCGCCCAAGAAGAAGCUAUCGAAGAAGGAGAAGGCGCGUCUGGAGGCCGAACAGGCUGAAAUGCUGCGCAUUGAAAUGGAAAAGGAAAAACUCAAAAAGCUCGAGGAAGCGCGUCAGCGCAAAAAGCUUGAAAUGGAGCAGGCCAAGCACCGUCAACAGCAGGAGGUCGCCGAGAAUCGUUUACGCCGUGCUCAGCUCAAGGAUAGCAUGCACUUCUUCCAUGCCGUCCACAUGGCCAUCGAGGCCAUCAAGACGGGCGAACGACAUCAGCGCGACUGGGAAAAGUUUAUGCGCUGCAAUGGUUUACCCAAUGCCGCCAGUCCCAGCGAUUUACGCAAGUACAUACAUCAAUGGUAUGCGGACAUAGCAAAGCGACAGCUGGAAGCCCGCAAUUGGCUGCUGCGCACCGAUGAGCGAACGCUGCUCACGCAGGACUCACAAGUGCCCGAUCUGACGCGCGUCUCGCUGCGACAGCAACAGGGCAGUCUGGGUGAUGUCUAUGCUCAGCGCAUUAAGGAAGUGCUAGGGAUACUCAACGAACUGGAUGAAUCGUUGCUAUUUAGCAAAGAGCAUACAGCGCAUAUAGCUGCCGAUUUGCUAAAGCUAAAGACCGAGAUGCGUGUAUUUCUCAAAGAGCAUCUGGAUGAGUUUACCUACAAAACAAUGUCGCAUAUUGAACGCGAUAUGGAAAUAGACAGACCAGGCGUAUCGAAACAUAUUUAUAGCUCCGAUGUGUUUCAAAGUUUCAUAUGGACUUUUUCCAAGGAUGCGCAAAUCGCAGUCAAUCCCAAGGCACGCAUAGGCGAACCCACAGCGCAUAAUGAAAUCGACUUUCCCAUUAUCGAAAUGAACAUUUCAUUGCCACCCACAGUGCAAUUGCAAAGUUCAGCGCUGCGUGGCCUAUGGCUAAACUACGAUCACUUUAGCGACUACUGCAGCAGCUUUCAAAUCAAGCAUUCACGCUCAGCAAAUGCGACAAUCUUACGGCAAACGAAACGCGAGUGGCGCAAACGCAAGGAGAUACUACAGUCUAUGCUAGACGAAUGCGCACGCGAGAUACCGCUAUCGGAGCUGGAGCAGCUAACGCAGGAGCAGCAUUCGGCCAGUUCGCAGCCCACACGUGAGCGCAGCUACGAUGUGGACAAGCUCUACGCUCAAUACGAAGAUGAGCUCAACAAGGCGCGUCGUCGUGCCAUCGGACCCGAGGCUUAUGGCAUGCUAGAGACAGAUGUCAAUCUUCGCAAAUAUCGCAUCAUUGGCGGUGUCUAUGGCAUUGACUUUUUGGAAACGCCACAGCAGGAUAAACAGCUCAAUGCGCGCUCGUUCAUCCGCACGAUUGCAGCUGCCAAUAGUCUGGUGCACAAGGAGUACUACCAGACGUAUAAGCCCCCACCGCCGGUGCUGCCCGGCGUGCGACGCUUGCCGGAGGAAAUCGAAGCGGAAAUGCGCAUGAUUGAGGCGGCAUUGGAUAAACUAGCGCUGGUCACACUACAACUACCCGACUCGGUUAUUUGGUUUGAACCACCCGUCGCCUGUCGCUGGGAGACGCACGUGGAGACAUUCGAAAUGGAGCUGGCUGAUGGCGUUAAGCCGGCGACGGAGCCGGAGCAAAGUGCAGCAAGCAAUGCGGCGGCAACAACAGCAACGCCCACAGAGGCAACGCCCCUCUCGACCAAUGCACAGCCAAGUCCAUUGAAGAGUUCGCCGCGUGCCAAGCCGCGACAGCAAAAGAGCGAGCUGAGCACAUUGCAAACGCUGCGAGAAGUGGGAGAUUUCGAUUUGCGAGCCAUACCCAGCGAUGUGGACUUGUAUGGACUGGUCAAGGACUUUGUAGUGCCGCGACUGCCGCAAGGAUUUUGCGUGCGACUGGAGCAGCAAACGCCGCAGAUGGACAGCAAUGGACAAAGAGAGCGACAGGUGAUGUUUCUGGCGCGACAGCCGCAUGUGCGUUUGGGCGUCGCAGCAGCAGCAACUGAAGCAACAACAAUUGACGCAGAGGCAGCUGCGCCAGCUGCUGUGGCAGGCAUUGAUGCUGAAUUUUUGAAUACACUGGAGCCAGCUGAGCUGUUUCCGCCGCUCUGCUUUGAUAAGCUGCUCAAGUUUCGACAGCUGACGCCUGUGGCGCCACGCAGUGGCAAUUGCUAUUUGUUCUCGCAGCUUAUAGAGGACAUGGAUCGCUUGUGGCGUCUGCAGCUGCCACGUGAGCAGCACGAGGAGCUAAUACAGCAAAUUUCAGAGCAAAUGUCGCCAAGCGGCGGCGGCUCCCAGGCGGACGAGACGGAGCAGCUAACGGAGGAGCUGCCAGCGCUAAGUCAAGAGCUCGUCGAUGUCUUGCAACCAGCGGCAGCUGCUGCUGCUUUUGCUUACUACACGAGCAUUUCAUUUGUGCGCGACUCGCAGCUGCCGGCGCAAGCGACAACUGAGUCGCCGCCCAAGUCCAGUCACAGCCAAGACAGCAGUGAUACGGAGGAGGAAGAGGAUGAGGAUAGUUUGUUGGCUCUGUUGGAGUGCGAAACGGCAGCGCAGCCGCCCGAUAAUCUGCAGCAGCUGCUCAGUCGAAAUAGUCAAAGCGACAAUAGCGACAGCGAAGCUCGCCGCCUCAAGCUCAGCAGCACCGCUGCCAUCACUCAAGGCAAGUGGAGCACACGUGAUGUUCAUGACACCAAAUUCAAUGAGGACAAGCUCUCAAUUCAGUUCCGCACUGGACGCUUGGGUAUUUUUGGCUUCGCUUUAAAUAAAUACAGCAACAUGCCAUAUCAGACGUGGGAUCUGCGACCGGAUAUGAAAAAUCCAGGCACAAUACUCUUCAGCUUUACUGCCUCGUUAAUUAGCCUGGACAUGACCAUUACGGAGGGCGGUUAUACCGUUAACAAUUUUCAAGGCGGCAGCACACAAGGCAUAACCGAAAUGAUUGGCAAGACAAUGUCACUGCAGGAGCUGAAGGCAACGCUUAUACUCUCCGCCGUAGACAUAUUUCCCGACGAGGAUGCCUUCUGCUAUACGGAGGGCUCCUGCGAGAAGAACUAUGUGAUGGAGCUGCACACAUAUGCGUGCAUUUCAACGCUGGCGCUGUCGCACAACUUUAGCUGGUCGCGCUGGAAUCUUCUGGCCGGCUCGAGAACCGCCGUGCUGCUCAUACGUGAACUGCUGGAGGGCAAGAAGGUGCCAUAUUACUCAACGCUCUUGGUUACACCACUGAAGACCUCGAUUAUCGACUGCACUGAGGUGUCGGCGAGUUUUAAUGCCGUCGGCAUUGCUGGCAUGGAAUACUAUGCGGAUCUCUAUCAACUCUCGCAGGCUCAUGCCCAGCCCGUGAGUCUGGAGAAGCAGCGCACCAUGAGUCCCAUUUUGAGAGACAAUGUGGCUGGCAUUCUGAUGGCCAUAAGACCCUUGAGCCUGUGCUGA